AUGAACUGGACCAACAAAACGAGUCCUCACUGUAAUCUGGGGGCAUGCGGAGUUGGACGUUGGAAGCUUGUAAUGAAGAUUGACGGCUCAAAGGGAACCUUUCACUAUAAUUCAGGCCUUUGGAGCAGCAACGAGACAUUUAACGUUGCAGGAGGACAGAUUGUAUUUGAUACCCAAGAGACCAAAUUGACGACUUACUGGGACACACCCUUCACAAAGAUUUGUCUCGGAAUGAGGAUCCAUGACGAGGAAAAUAUCAAUUUUCUCGUUAUAAACCAGGUAGCUGACUCUUUGUAUUCUCUGAUCGCUGACGGACAAUAUCGCCCCACCUCACUGGGUCGUAAUACGUGGAAGAAAAUCAUUGGUUCCCGAGCCUCCUUACAGCUCAACUGCAACAUGGAGGGUUUCAAUGCUGUUUGUUCUCGGGUAUCUAACACCAAAGCAAGAAUUGGUUUUGUUGGAAACAAUGAAGAUGACUGCAAGAGGUGUGAUUCCAGAAUUGGGUUUGGCACAGGAGGCAGUCCUGAUGACUCCAAUACGUGUGGAAACGUAGCAAAAUACUCACCAGAUAAUGGAGUCAAGUUCAUUGAAGCGAUGGGUUACAUUUUUAUCCUCUAA
Molecule: messenger RNA, 618 nt
Organism: Orbicella faveolata
Lineage: Eukaryota; Metazoa; Cnidaria; Anthozoa; Scleractinia; Merulinidae
Source: RefSeq, a predicted model, not a curated record